This is a messenger RNA of Ostrea edulis (European flat oyster), 2942 nucleotides long. Its product is annotated as zinc finger protein 862-like. NCBI's taxonomy places the organism in Eukaryota, Metazoa, Mollusca, Bivalvia, Ostreida, Ostreidae. The coding region runs from base 520 to 2844 and encodes 774 amino acids. The transcript is spliced from 2 exons. The record is from RefSeq and is a predicted model, not a curated record. Gene Ontology annotation, molecular function: protein dimerization activity.
UCCAAAGCAAGCAAACGAAGCGAUCUAAAGGUUAAAAAUAAAAUUAAUUCCCACUUAUUUUGCAUGGUUAUUCGUUCAAUUAAGUUUACUGUUUACCUGUAGCAUGAUUGAUUGCAGAUUUUUUGAAGACUGUCAUGUGUUUCUGAUGUCAGAUCAUUUUCAUAAAUUAAUUUUGCCAUGACUGAUGUUUUUGCAUGUGAAUUUUCAGAAAGGAUUUUGUUAGUUUGUUGAAACCUGCAGGAUUUGUUCAAUCUUGUUUUCUGACAGAGCUAAUAUUUCAGAUGAUGAUUUGGAUCAUGGUGAUAGUGAAGGCAGAAAAUUAUGUGACAAGCAGACGUCAUCGACUGCCACUCCUGAAAUUGGUGAAAUGCCUACUAGUACACCUAGUGACAUAUCCAGUCCACCUAGCAACGUUCCAAAUUCUGUCCCUUCAACUUCCUCACGUAAUAGAUUGGGGAAAAGUGGAGGCCAAAAAUAUACUCAAAGAUCUUUUUUUGAGGAAUCAAAAACUGUCCACUCAUGUUUCAGCUGUCCAGAAAAUUUAUGUUCCAGUGUAAAAAAGGUGCCAUAUCAUCAAUGCCAUCUUCAAAAAAAAUUAAUCACAAUUGGCUUAAUGGGAAUUGGUGGUUGUGUUUUGUAGAGGGUGAAGGCAUGUUUUGUUUGGUAUGCCGCAAGCAUUCCAUUAAAAAUCCACAAAACCAAAAAGAAACUUUUGCAGCAUCACCUAGCGUACGGUUCAAAUUAGAUGCUAUUAAUACACACAAAAGCAGUGGUUUACAUUCAUCAGCUUUAGAAACAGAGAUGACACAGAAAGUUUCAUAUUUUCAUCAUGAGGUGACCAAAAAAUCUGAAGUCGAAAUGAGUGUUCUGGAGGGUGUUUUUGCUUCUGCAUAUUUCCUUAUGAAAAAUUUCAUUGCCAAUAGACAGUUGAUUCCUUUGCUUACUUUCAUAGAAAAGAUCUUCAAUGUAGAGACUUUGAAAUAUUUUCAACAUAGGUCAUCUAAGUGCCAAACUGAAAUUUUUACCACUUUAGGGGAGGCAAUGAGAGAAAUGCUUUUAAAUGAUGUUAGAAAGUCCCCAGCAUUCGGAAUUUUAACUGAUGAAGUGUGUUAUAUAUCUAUGACUGUAAAUUUGAUGACAUUCGUUCAAUUUUAUAGAUCAGAAAGUGAAUCAGUGUGUACCCAAUUUAUUUCAUGUAAAAAUAUACUGAAGGAUUUUUCAUCAGCAAAUUCUGAAUCCAUUACUGAAAUUAUUCUUAAUGUCUUGCAAGAUGAUAAACUAGAUAUAUCAAAGUUAGCUGGGUUUUCUUCUGACGGGGCCUCAGUAAUGGUAGGCAAGCGUACUGGUGUAGAAACUCGACUAAAAUCAGAGAAUCCAACACUGAUUAAUGUUCACUGUGUGUGCCAUAAGUUGGCACUGGCAUGUGCUAGCUCAAAUGAUUCUUUAACAUACAUCAAAACAAUUGAAACUAUAUUACGGCAACUAUGGCAGCUGUUUGAAAACUCUCCCAAAAAAAUGGCAGUGUAUCUUAAAACACAGACAGAACUGAAAGAAAUUAAUCUUGGCGAAAAGGCGUCUAAAAUUGUAAGCAAACGACUCAAAAAAGCCUGUCGUACACGAUGGUUGAGUCUCGAGGCCUCUGUUAAAGCCGUUCAUGGAGACUAUGAGGCAAUAUUACAAACUCUUUCCAUCCUGGAUAAGUCUGGUGAUGCUGCUGCUACAGGUCUUCUAAAAAGAAUGAAAAGUAUUAAAUUCCUUGGUUCUAUGUACAUUUUAAGAGACAUACUACCUGUAUUGUCAAAUCUUUCUAAACAUUUUCAGAAAGAUUCUUUGAACUUUUCAACGAUAAGACCUUCAAUCAACCAUGCUAAAGAUAAGUUAAGAUCUUUACUAGAUGAGGAGACUCCUAUGAAAAGCCUCCAAGCAGAUAUUGACUCUUUUACCGAUAUGUGUGCAGAGAUCAAACUAUCAGAUAAAGAGUUAAAAGAGCUUCAGUCGUUGUUUACAAAGUAUGUUGAGUCCCUUAUUUCCAACAUAGACAGAAGAUUUGAAGACAGUAGUGAUAUUUUGUCAGCCUUUGCAAUCUUCGAUCCAUUAAGUAUACCACUGAACACUGGGGUGGGGUUUAAAGAGUAUGGCGUUACUCAAGUCAGGGUAAUUGCUGAUCAUUUUUAUCAAGAAAUGACAGAUGACAACAAACUCAGGGCAACAGAAAAAUUAAUCAGUGAAUGGCAGAAUUUGAAAUAUUAUAUCAAUGACAAUAUAAAACCAAACAUUCCCGAAGAUGUUAGAAACGGAAAGAAGUCAACACCUACUGAAUGGCUUUUACUUCAACUCCUUAGAAACACAACACUUGAGAACUUUUAUCCAACUGUGAUUCAAAUAGCUGGAAUUAUAUUAGCAAUUCCCAUCACAAAUACUUGGCCAGAGCGGGGGGCAAGCUGCUUAAAAAACAUAAAAACAAAAUCUAGAAACAAAUUGAGUGAAACAAUGUUGGAGAGCAUUCUGCAUAUUUGUAUAAAUGGCCCUGAGCCAGAGUCUGAGGAGGGUAGAAAAUUGGUAAAGCUAUCUGUUGAUACUUGGGUCAAAGCUAAAAACAGACGAAAACUUCCCAAAUUAAAAGUUAAAGAUAAAGGAGUCAGUUCUUUGAAUGUCCAACAGGAAAAAGUAACCUUGAUGCAGGAUGCAAGCAUGCAAACAGAUGAUGACCCUGUCAUUGCAAAAGCAAAACAAGUGCUAGACGAAGUCAGGUGUGCAAUGAAAGUUAUGGCACUCGGCGAAGUUUCAGAUAAUGACUCUGACUUUGAUGAAGAUUCUAAAGAUGAUAGUGAUUCAGAUUGGUGACAAUGACUAUUUUUCUUCCAUGUUUUUGUGAAUCAGUAUAUGACAUGUAUCUAAGUGCCUAGCUUGAAAUUUAUUCAAUGAAAUUGAAUACAGCCAUG